GAGAUAAACGUCGGGGAUGGAGAAGAGCGACAAGAAGAAAGUAUGAAGGGAAAUACAAAUGAGGAGUGAGGAAAAGUUGCCUGCGAGCUCCCGAGCCGGGGCCGCCGCGCCGCCAGACGCUGAAAUAUGAUAAUCAGCGCAGCUGCGCCGCGCAGCCUGCAGCCAAUGGGCGCCGCGCAGGCGUGACGUCCCGGCGCGUGACGUCAGGCCAAUGGCGAGCGGGCUGAGUUGGAGCAGAGAAGUUUGAGUAAGAGAUAAGGGCGAGGCGAGUGCCCGAGCUGCCAGCGCCCAGCUCGGCACCGCCGCGACACCGCACCGCUGUGACACCGCACCGCUCCGUGCAGCGCUGCUGGACCUUGCCGCGCCCCCCGGGGCCGCGCCGCGCCGCGCUGCGCCCCGCACCUCUCCGCGCCCUACCGCACCCCGUGCCCCCUUCUCGCUCCGCAGCCCUGACAGUAUCUCCCGCGCCGCGACAGCUCUCAAACCUACUUUGGGGUCUUAAAACGAAACCGUACACCAUUUCACUGUGGACAUUACACCCUCUUACAGAUAUGGGAGACAUGGGAGAUCCACCAAAAAAAAAACGCCUGAUUUCCCUAUGUGUUGGUUGCGGCAAUCAAAUUCACGAUCAGUAUAUUCUGAGGGUUUCUCCGGAUUUGGAAUGGCAUGCGGCGUGUUUGAAGUGUGCAGAGUGUAAUCAGUAUUUGGACGAGACCUGUACGUGCUUUGUUAGGGAUGGCAAAACCUACUGUAAAAGAGAUUAUAUCAGGUUAUACGGCAUCAAGUGCGCCAAGUGCAGCAUCGGCUUCAGCAAGAAUGACUUCGUGAUGCGCGCCCGCGCCAAGGUGUACCACAUCGAGUGUUUCCGCUGCGUGGCCUGCAGCCGCCAGCUCAUCCCCGGCGACGAAUUCGCGCUGCGGGAGGACGGCCUCUUCUGCAGGGCGGACCACGACGUGGUGGAGCGGGCCAGCCUGGGCGCGGGGGACCCGCUCAGCCCCCUGCAUCCAGCCCGGCCGCUGCAGAUGGCAGCAGAACCUAUCUCUGCCAGACAGCCAGCUCUGCGACCCCACGUCCACAAGCAGCCCGAGAAGACCACCCGAGUCCGGACUGUCCUUAAUGAAAAGCAGCUUCACACCUUGAGGACCUGCUACGCUGCCAACCCUAGACCUGACGCCCUCAUGAAGGAGCAACUGGUAGAAAUGACUGGCCUCAGCCCGAGGGUCAUCAGGGUUUGGUUUCAAAACAAGCGGUGCAAGGACAAAAAAAGGAGCAUUAUGAUGAAGCAACUUCAGCAGCAGCAACCCAAUGACAAAACCAAUAUCCAGGGGAUGACAGGAACUCCGAUGGUGGCUGCUAGUCCAGAGAGACAUGACGGUGGUUUACAGGCGAACCCGGUGGAGGUGCAGAGUUACCAGCCGCCCUGGAAAGUACUGAGCGACUUCGCAUUGCAGAGUGACAUAGACCAACCUGCUUUUCAGCAACUAGUUAAUUUUUCAGAAGGAGGACCCGGUUCCAAUUCUACGGGAAGUGAAGUAGCAUCAAUGUCUUCUCAGCUUCCAGAUACACCCAACAGCAUGGUAGCCAGUCCUAUUGAGGCAUGAGGAACAUUAAUUCAGAUUUCUGUUGUUGUUGUUUCUGCCCUUACCCUCACCCCUGCUGGAGAGAGUGGGAAAGUGAUCUUGUUGGGACUCCGAAAUUUAGGGGGGGGGGAAGUAUUUAACAGCCCUGUAAUGAACCUAGCAAGGAAUCGCUCCAUGAAAUGAACGGAGUCAUGUUUGAAAAGACAAGGUAAUAUGGUAGCAACACUGUGAAGACAAUCAUGGGAUCUUACCAGAAUACUUAAAAAAAAAAAAAAAAGAAAAAAAGAAAAAGAAAAAAAGAAAAAGAAACCCAACAACAAAACGUGCUCUAUUCAAUGAUCAGAGGAGGAUUGAAAAGACGUUUUCAAAACGUAAAGGAUUUGUACUCGUGGCUCACAAAAAGAAAACAAAACAAAACAAAAAAGUGAAAAAAAAUUACCUGUUCAUUUGACUGCACAUCUUCGGAAGAAACCAAGGUAGAGGGACCUUCUAUCCAGUCUCUCCCAAUCCGAACGGUGCUGUUUCUAUAUUGGUGAUUGCCUUGCCAAAAGGAGCUCCAGCAUGUUUUCCAUCAUCAGGAAAGAGACGAUGUAGCCCUGAAUUGUUGAAAGGUUCGUUGGAGGAAGGUGGAGCUGCAUUGGUUUGCAAUGUUGUUUUUAGUUGACUCUUAAUAUGGGGAUAUUUCCUGGGUCUCUUCUAGCAUGUACUGUAGCGGGGUUUUGGUUUUGUUUGGUUGAGAUCCACUCUCUUUAUCAAGUCUGAAGCGAUUUAAAACAAGUUUUUGAAUUCCUCUUAGAAAAAACAAUUUAUAAAAACAUUGCAACAAGUUAUACCUCUAUUUUGCCACAAAGCGUCUCGGGAUUGUGUUUGAAAUGUGUCAGUCCAAGAACCUUCCCCUCCCCCAAAGAUAUGUAUAGUCAUUGGUUAAAACGACUGUUUUUCUCUCUUUCCCUUUCUCUCUCACUCUCUAAAAAUAAAGAGAAAAAAAAAAAAGAAAAAAGAAAAGGAAAAAAGAAAAGAAACCCCUUUUUGUUUGCUCUUGCAUUGCAAAAUUAUAAAGUAAUUUAUUAUUUAUUAUCGGAAGACUUGCCACUUUUCAUGUCAUUUGACUAUUUUUUGUUUGCUGAAGUAAAAAAAAAAAAAAAAAAGGAAA
This is a messenger RNA of Pezoporus occidentalis (night parrot), 2733 nucleotides long. It is a transcript of the gene ISL1, whose product is annotated as ISL LIM homeobox 1. Lineage: Eukaryota; Metazoa; Chordata; Aves; Psittaciformes; Psittacidae. The transcript is spliced from 7 exons. Gene Ontology annotation, biological process: axonogenesis; neuron fate specification; positive regulation of transcription by RNA polymerase II. The coding region runs from base 552 to 1601 and encodes 349 amino acids. Gene Ontology annotation, cellular component: nucleus. The record is from RefSeq and is a predicted model, not a curated record. Gene Ontology annotation, molecular function: cis-regulatory region sequence-specific DNA binding; DNA-binding transcription factor activity, RNA polymerase II-specific.